UGCGCAGAGGAUCGGACGACGGGCAAACAAAGUUGAGAAAACCUCAAGAAGGCAGCAGGUGACGGUCACAGAAAAGAAGGAAGUUCGCACCUCGCACGUGUCGUGUUUGCAUCGGGAGUUCACAGAAAUUCCAUGCUAUCACUACCGAUUUGCCUCGCCGCGUUUGGAGAAACGCCGCUUUCCUUUCUCCCCAAAUUUCCUUCUCUAGGGUUUCUCUUAAACCCGCCCGACGCCAUAUCCUUCGUCUUCCUUCUCUCAACCCUUCUCCCGCACACCCUCGCUGCUACGGUUAGUGCCAACAUUACACUCUUUCUAAACGGGGACUGGUAAGGAAUUAUUGCAUUACGGAGAUGGGAGCACUUGCCCCUAUCGCGCCUUGGAGCCCUGAAGAUGAUUUUCUGCUCAAGAACGCCGUCGAGGCGGGUGCUUCCUUGGAGGCCCUUGCCAAAGGUGCUGUGCAGUUUUCUCGAAGAUACACAGUAAGAGAAUUGCAAGAACGAUGGCAUUCUUUACUUUAUGAUCCAAUUGUAUCUGAAGAUGCAUCUAUGUCCAUGAUUGAUGUUGAGCGUUCUUCUUCCAUUCUUCCAUCAAAGUUCAACAAGUUUGGGAAUUCAAAAGAAAAUAAAUGUAUUGGUGGGAAGAGGAAAUCUGGGAGUGUGCGGCAUUGCUAUUAUGCUUUGCGUAAAAGAAUUUGCAACGAACCCUUUAAUCCUAUGGGCCCGAGUUAUCUUGUUGGUGAUAGUGACUUUGUCACUGAAGAGCCUAUGUCAGGAAAUUGUAUCCCUCCAACAUCAGAUGAUUUUGGUCUUCAGAGCUCAGAGCUGGGCAUCUUGCCCUGUAAUUUUUCCCAAAAUGCGAUGAAUAAUGACGAUACUGAGCACACUUUUCAUUCUGGAUGUCAACAUACUGUUGAGCAUUUUCCUCAGAACCUGGAUAAUGGACAUGAGGGAAUUUCUCACAUUAUGGUAGAUAAUCUGCCUUUUGCCAAUGAAUCUCAUGCUAAGGAAUUGGCUCCAUCAGCUAGCUUUCCAGUCCAUAACCUCUUUGAAAAUGAUUUGGAGGCGGGACCUUCUACGUUUGUGCAACUGAGCACUGAUCAGAGAGUGAUGGGCUCUGAACCAGAAGACAACGAUGUCUUCAAUUCUCCUGUUUCUGAUUCUGGUGCAUCUUUUCAUAAUGUGGAGUACUCAUCUCCUCUUCCUGGCAUGCCAAUAUGGAGAAAUGCUUUGUCAGCCUUGCCAAUUGAUGUUGGCUUUGCAGAUAAGGAUGUGCCUACAGGAGACUCUUUUGAACUCCCUGAUGAUGAUGGGAACAACAUUCAAAAUGCAAGAUUAGCGGGCUAUGAGGCUCACUCUAACUCAAAGUUGAAGAUUGAAGUGCAGCAUGAUCAUUUGAAAAGUCCAAAUGCCACUGCUGAAGGUUGUUAUUUAGUGGAACCGUCCAAUUCUCUUUUGAACACGAGCAAUGAGGAUGAGCUGUUUUUCAUGGAUGUUGAUGGGUUGUCGCUUUUGUUGAGUUCACCAAAUGAAGUCAAUCACGAUCAAACAGGCAAUGCAAUUAAUUCAGAAACAGUGUUACCAACGGAUACAAUGUUAGAUCCCCCCUCUGCAUGUUCUGGAGAGUUGUAUGAAAAGGGAUCCCACUGUAGCGAUGGACAUUUGGAUUGUAGUUCAGAAGCUCAUCCAUCACCAUCUACAUCUUUGAACAGUCAAUGUCCUGGAAAAAUUGAUGAACCUCUUUUCUGUACUUUGAACACAGAAGACCCAGAAAUCCCUAGCAAUGACGAUGUUUUUCUACCUCCAUUGUCAACAAUUGCUACUAUGGGAUAUCAUUUUAAUGAUUGCAUGGGUCCUACUUUUUCAUCUAUUAGUGAUUUCUCUUGUAAAGAAAACUCUGGUGAAAUGACUCAAAACCUUGUGCAAAGGGAGAGGAAAAAUCAUGAUGGACGACCUCGUGUUUCAACCAUAUCAAUGGGAUUGCAUUGUUUGCCUGAAAGAGGUGAAAAACAUCUGAUUAGUGGAGCUGGUGUUAAUUUAAAAUUAUCCCAUAGCAACUCCAUACACGUGCCAUCUGCAAAUAAAACCAGCUCCAUAAAUGUAAAUGACGAUACCAUCCUACCUGUCACUCUCAUGGAAGAGAACAAUGAAAUUUCCCUGGAACCAAAUACAUCGACUUCAGUGAAAGAUCAUCGAUUAUCACGAGAAGUGGGUGUUCAAGGUGUUUUCGGUGUAGAACAAGAUGGAAUGUAUUCGACAUCUGAUCAUGAAGAGUUAUUUAUUGAUAGUGAAGAUGAUUUACCUCAUUUUUCAGAUAUUGAGGCUAUGAUACUUGAUAUGGACUUGGAUCCAGAAGAUCAAGAUCUGUAUCCAAGUGAAGAAGUCUUAAAAUAUCAACAUAUAGACACCAGGAAGAGAAUCAUCAGACUGGAGCAAGGGAUUAAUGCUUGUAUGCAAAGAUCUAUUGCUUCUCAUGGGGCAUUAGCGGUUCUGUGUGGCCGACAUUCGAAGCAUUACAUUAAGAAAUCAGAGGUUCUAUUGGGUAGAGCAACUGCAGAAUUCAUUGUAGACAUUGACUUGGGAAGUGAGGGAAGCGGUAACAAAAUAUCUCGACGGCAGGCAAUUAUAAAAAUAGAUCAGGAUGGAUUUUUCUCCCUGAAGAAUCUUGGCAAGUGCUCAAUCUCCAUAAAUAACAAGGAUGUGGCCCCUGGUCACUGCCUGCGACUUAAUUCUGGUUGCUUGAUUGAGAUUAGGGGAAUGGCAUUUAUAUUUGAGUCAAACCCAGUUCGUAUGAAGCAGUAUGUGGAUAACGUAGGCAAGACAUCUCACAAACAGGAGUAUCAAUCAUAAUGAUAGAUGGCAACGUAGCUGGCAUGGACUGUUGUACAGUCGGAAGGUGCUCAUGUUUCUGCACUUUCUUCUGGUUCUUUAGGUAUGCUGUCUUAAGUUGUUAUCUAGCAUGCGAUUAGAAAUGUAAAUUCUAUUAGUUUCAGUAAUUCCAGUAGUUAUUUCGUAUAUUGCUUUGUGAUUCAACGUUUUACUUCUCAAUGAGGUUUCAUUGGAUUGCUAAAGAUGGGAAACAAUAGCAACAACACGUUUAUGGAAAGAUUAUUUCGAGAAGUAACAUCAGCGAGGAGUUGUCCAACCAAAUUGCGAAGAUAUAGGUAAAUUUGUACUCGUUAUCUACCCAACCCAGCCACGCAUUCUGGUUACUCCCUGAGACAUCCAAGUGGGUUUUAGGCAUCCCACAAGUUUCUUCACCAUAUGAUGCUUCUCAUCUUUGCACUUUGGAGCCCCACCAACUGAAGUUGCUAUCUUUUUGGGAUAUAGCUUCAGGUCAAAAUGAAGGUAAUGAUCCCUGAAAUCGAAUCUGGGCUCCUUGCUCUGCCCAUCCCUAGUAACCAGCUUGGCCAAUUCCAUACCUAUCUAGAAAGUGUAACAAUUUGGCUUGGGUCGAAAGGGAUACCUUCAAAGGAGGUCUUUUCUGCUGUGCUAGCAUUAACUCUUACAUUAUUUAACAAUAUCGUGUAUAUAUGGAACUUACAAUUACAAGAAACUGAUCAUAACCUUUGCUGACAAGUUGUGUGAGCUCUGUUGAUAAUCUUCAAUGCAAUCUAUUGCGAAUAUCUUGUAAUAAAAGGCCUUGCCUUCUCAAAAUGUGCCUCUAACCCAUUGAACAGCCUAGGUGAUGUAUUUGUAGAGGGAGUUGAGGUUGCAACAUUUGACAGCCAAUUUAAUCUAGAGGCGUAGUCAGAGUGAAGGAUAUCUGACAAAUUCAAUACAAAAGAAACUGCAGGUUCGGACAAUCUAAUCACGAUUUCAACUCAGGACAGCUACAAAACGAGGCAGUGGCUGAUGUCUGAUGUCUGAUGUCUGAUGUCUGAUGUGUUGGAUUGGAGGGACUCACCGACCUGUCCAAACUGAUAAAAGCCUUAUCCAUCUGAUUCUGAACUGAAAUCGUGAAUUUAUUGCAAUACUUUGUUGUUGUCGAGAAAGGGGAUGAAUCUUCUUGGUACCUGCGCUGUCUCGAUUUUCUGCUCUUCCAAGUUGGUAGCCACUUAUUUUGAUUUGUCAUUCUCUUACUACUGACAUUUUAUCAAUUAGUUUAUAUCAUCUCUAUAUGUAAGAAAUUAUUGAAUGAAUAGAAGAUAUAAGUUGUUAGGAAUA
Messenger RNA from Cucurbita pepo subsp. pepo (vegetable marrow), 4163 nucleotides. RefSeq lists its product as uncharacterized. The record is from RefSeq and is a predicted model, not a curated record. Gene Ontology annotation, biological process: positive regulation of transcription by RNA polymerase II. Gene Ontology annotation, cellular component: MLL1 complex; NSL complex; Ino80 complex. Gene Ontology annotation, molecular function: G-quadruplex RNA binding; protein binding. Lineage: Eukaryota; Viridiplantae; Streptophyta; Magnoliopsida; Cucurbitales; Cucurbitaceae.